AUGAGCGGCGGGCCGUCUGGUUUCCGUAAGCGCUCUCCUGACUCUGAGAACUCCGCGGGCUUAGAUUUCCUCGUAGAUUUUCCCCCGCUCUUAAAAUCAGUCCAAUAUGUGAAGCUGUGUUUCUCCCAGACAAUGCUCCGUUCACGAGGGCGUUCGUCUUCGCCAGCGCCAUCCUGACCUUGCUCUUUGGGGUUCAAGGCCGUUCGUCGGCGAUCGGAUUAUCACAUCAGGUUUCGAUCUUUUCAGACUUUUCUGGCACCACUAAUUUCAUAGAUGGUAUCGUUCUAGGUCUCUACCAUGCUUGAUUCCUAUUUCGUUCUGCAUGUCAUUCCCUUUUUAUGUUCCUUUUUAGGUUUUCUGCUAGAACGUUUUUCCGCUUCCUAUCAGAUAUCAAGGGUGUACUAAUAAGCACGGGGUCUUGCGGUUUCUCUGUCUAGCUCAGAUGCUAUUUCAGAGGCUGGUCUGUUUCCUUGUGGUCUCUAUAUCAGAUGCCUUUUUCUAUAGGGGACCCCAUAUGGGCCACCAGCUUUCGUUUCAGUGAUCAGAUUUCCGUGGUGUUGCAGAAUAUUUAGCGUUUUAUCAUUUUUGUGCCCAUCCUUGGGCUUUUCUUAUGGUAAAAAAGUUGUCCGUUAGUUGUUUGCUCCGUGGCACUUGGCAUCUUUCUGAGUCAUUCUCCAUUGAUCAGAGCACUGAACAGAGUGAAGAAUAUAUCCGUAUCUCCUCUCAAAAAUAAUGUCAUACUUUAUGUUGAUCUGUUGUCUAAUUUAGACAGAAAAUUGCUGAUACUAUUAAGAAUCACAAAGCUGUAGCUGGCCAUGAAAAUAAGAGGAAAUAAAGUGAUGAGGUUGGAAGAGGAGACCAACGAUACACUGAUCCUUGGUAUGGAUGGCCGGCUGGCUGGCUGCAAAAGAACUUGCAUUUGCUGAUUAAAUGCUUUUUAUUCCCUAUUUCCCCCGUUUUUGUUCACUUUUAUGAAGAACGGCAGUGAGAUAGCAUGUGCUUCUAUGUAGGGGCUUACAGUUAAAGAUGAUCCCCCAUGAAAAUUAAAUGCUUUUUAUUCCCUAUCUAUUUGAUCAAAGGGGAAAAAUCGAUCACUUUGGGAACAAACCAAGGAAUUGGUUUAGAAUUGAUAUAAUUCUCGAUGGAGAAAUGACUAGAACUGGAUUAUCCCUCUGAUGUUCUGUAGUUGGACUGCUUUGACGUAGUUCAGCAAACCUAAAUCCCUAGUCAGACCGGGGCGUCUAGGAGGCUACUUCCUAGUGCCAGUCUCGAUUUAAGUGCGGAAAUUGAUGCCAUGGAAUUGACAAGGAGGAGGGAGGGUCCAUCAACCUUCAAUCUAAUUGACGCAACCUGAGUUGCGUCGAGAUGAAGUCUCGCUCCUGAAUCCACAAAAAAGACGAAAUCUCUAUGAAGAUUCCUCGCCCUGAAUGCACAAAACUUGGAAGCUUCAACGUAUGAAUCCACAAGGGGGUGAUCUUGCAUCCCCAAGAUGAAUAGGGUUACCUUGAAUCCAUAAGAGAGGCACCAUAGUCUACCAACAAAGAGAUAGAAUCUCUAAAAGGGGGAAAUUUUGUAAUGUUGAAUAAUGUCUCUAAGGUUACAACAUGGGGCCUUUAAAGAGACGGUUUUGUUAUGAUCGUGUCUUGUAACAGAUUUAGAAAAAGAAAUUUAAAGUGCAAAGAAUAAUCUUUCACUCGUUUAUGAUUCGUUUUAUUAUGAGCCAACUCUGAUUUGGGCCUUUUAUGACCUUCUGAUAUUUUUAGCCCAUCUUUGAAGCUUCAUGGACACUUGGCUCACCAUUUUUAGGUCACCUGGGUCAAAAACCUUUCGUCCUUCUCUUUGAUGUAGUCUAUUUCAUACAUCACUAGCUCUUUUGCCGAUGCAUAGGUAGUCUCUUUCUGUGGGGUCAAUGGUUGACAAGGCUGGAACCUUAUUGAGGAUAUGGAUUCAUUCUUGUUUGCUGAUUUAUUUUCUUGUUUUAGGCUAUUAAUUUCUGGUAUUUAAGUGUAAUUGGGGACUUUCAUUUUAUGCCUUUAAGAAAGGUUUCAUGACCAGGAUAUUUUUCUCUUUGUGUAUCCUCGAAUGUGAACCGUUUUGGAGGCCCUUUAUGUCAUGUUUUAUGAAAAUUUAAUAUUUUUCAAAUUGGAGCUCUUUUAGGAUCAAAACCCGAGGAAAACUUGUGUAUACUUCUUGCUUCAAUUGAUUGGGAUUCUUCCUUUACUAAUUAUUUCCUAUUGCUUCCGUUUCCUCUGUUGUCCCAAGAGUAUUCUCUUCUUCUCCCAUAUCUAAAAGUAUCUAAGCCAAUUUCAUCUUCACCUGUACCAAUUCUCGUUAUUUGACAGUAAUGAGCUGUUGUAAAUGAAACUAGUGAGCGAUUCACUUGUCGAUAUUUGACUGGUUUUGACCAAUUCUUGAGGGAUGACUCUACUUUAUUUAUUUAACUAUAGGGGAUGCUUGACAGUAUGACUAAAUAACAGAAAAGGGGACUCUAUCAUUAUGGAGUAGAUGAGCUACUUGUUAGAUGUACUUCAAAGAUAUACUGAACGAAGUGUAGUUACUUAUUGUGGAGUGUGGCUGCUCACUCCUAAGAAUCUUGGUUGUUCUUGGUCAAGCUGCUAGUUAUUUGGGACAGUUUUGACUGUUCAUCUCGUAAUUAAGCUUCUGUUUUAGUGGUGAGUGAAUAUGGUGUGUGUGGGGGGGAGGGGGGGGAGUUCACCUCUUCUUCCUGUAUCUGAUGUGACCUCCUCUUCCUUAGCUAUGUCCGAUGUGACAUCUUCAGUGAUUGUGUAACAUCUCCAACCUCCUAGGGUGGUGAGGUUGGACUAGCCUAAAUAUGACGUCUCCAUGCUUGCUGGGUUAGGAACUUUCUCAGGUUCUGAGCUUGGACUGUCUCAGCAUAUUGAAGACUACGUUAAUAUAAUGUAUUGGAAUAUUUUUAUGGCUAAAAAGUAGCCUCCUGAUUCACGAAAGUGAUAAGGUUUUAUAAAUAUUAUUAAGGUGGGAGGUGAAGACACUUUAUAACUUGGGAUCAGAUGCCAUCCAUAUAUUUUUGCUCAGCUUGCCCCUCAUGGAAAAGAAAAAAUAUUGCUUAUAGAGGUCUUUUCGUUGCCAAAUGCAUCUCGUUGUUGGUCAAUUGGGUUUUGAUCAACCAUCAUGCACGAAAGAACACUUGAAGAGCCAUUUGCUGGAGUGAACUGAUUAUUUUUUGUAUGCCAGCAAUGCAGUGAAUCUCCUUCCGUACAUGGCCUUUAAACAACUUCAUCCCAGUCCUGUAAGCAUGGCUUCAUUGAUGAUCGAUAAUAUAGUUUUUAAACUCUCUUAUUAAUGAAAAUUGUAAAUCAUCAUUUCCAAAAAAAAAAAAAAAUUGAAUUCCAGUCACUAUUUAAGGUGACCCCUUAUUGAUAAUUUGGUUGGGAAUCCUCUUAUAAAAUGAAGCAAAUGUUGCUCUUAUUCUUGAUAUUUAUUUCUGUCAAAUAGAUGUCUCUAUGUUACUGAUAUUGAAUUGGAUUUCCGUGCCCCAUCUUGUACGCCAGGACAUUUUCAAGAAACUUCAACUAUGGAAAUUAAUCACAUCCGUGUUUGGCUUCUCAUCUACACCAGAACUAGUGUUUGGACUUUAUUUACUCUACUACUUCAGGGUAUUCGAGAGACAGAUCGGCUCCAAUAAGUAUUCGGUAAGUUGUUUUUCAUAAGGCAUCUUUAUCAUCUGUGGGAUGUAGUUUAUUGGUAUUGUUUGCAUUUCCUAUUCGACUGUAAAAACUUUUUUUCUUUGAAUAUACUGGCUUAUGAACCCAUAUCUUAUAUUUCUAACAGGUUCGUCACUACUUGAGAUCCUUGCCUUAAUUUGAGGUUGCUAAAAUGCAUCGCGUAAUUGUGCAGGUGUUUGCCUUAUUUUCUGUGACAGUUUCGUCACUACUUGUGAUCCUUGCCUUGGCGCUCCUUAAAGGUAUGCUCACAUGGCAAGAUUCGUUGAAAUUUCUAUACAUUAGAAUUGAUGUCUUACUGAGAUCUUUGAUGAAUAUUCUUCAAUAUUACCCAUCAAUUAGAGGCUAGUACUUGCCAAACCAUUGCUGAGUUUGAUGAUGCUCUUGUGGUGUAUCUGCCACAGGAUUUUAAAUAAAUACGUUUGUUCAUUUCCUAUUAUUUGUGAACUUUGUUUUGCUGCCCUUCAAGAGUUUUAACAAAUAAUGCUCAAAGGGAUUCUUAGGUUCUCAUGUCAAAAUUGGCAGUUUGACUUCCUCCAGGAUAUAGAACAUGUGAAGAUUGGGGAUAUUCUGACUUUGCCUUGCAAUAGUGUAUAGAUUUUUUUAUUAAUUAUAAAUAUUUCACAUCGAUUUGAUAUAGAAAUGUAUAUACGUAAUAUUUUCAUACACUCUAUGAAGGCCUUUUUCCUUGUUCCAUCUGGAUUUCUGUUGAGAAAUUCAGAAGGCUCUGGAAGGUGAACAUGGCCUAGUGUCUAGCUUCUGGGUUUAGGUUCAUAGUUUUUGAAAAAUGGUGCAUGCAACAGCUGAUGAGCUUAAUAAAAACUUUGUGAAAGGGAGGAAUAUAUGGGAAGAUACUGCACAUUUACUAAUGCCUAACAUUUUUUUAAUUCCUUUCUAUUUCAGAGUAUAAAACAAUUCUUUUCACUCGGUUUUUUUCUACUCUUAUGUAAGAAAACUUGAGUCAAUUAGGAUUACCGUUAAAUUUACCUCUUUUUCGUGUAUCAUGGUUUUAGAAUUUAUGGAAAGAAACAUAGAAAGAAGGAUAGAAAAAAUUCAUGGGGACAGUUCUAUCUAAAUAAAGCUUAAAGAAUUAUUUUGGUGAAAUUCUAUGUUACAUGCUUAGUUUUAUUGCAAGACACAUUAUUCAUUACACAAGAUGCUUUCCAGUUCAAGAAGGGAUUUUGAUUUAUGAUUUGACCGCAAUAGGAAAUAUCUUCUCCAAGAAAAUUUCUUCCUUCCGAAUGGAUAUGUGAAUUGUUCCACGUUUACCACUUCCUGGAACAAUUAUUUUCAGACAGGAAAUUGGGCUUUUCGCCUUUCGAGUAUAUCUGUUCCGUUAAAUUUUAUGACCUAGUGAUGAUGUUAAUUUUCUCUUCUUAUUGAAGGAACCAAUUUUUCCUUUGGAAAUAAUUUUGCGGUGAUUUGCUAUUUAUGCGAUCAAAUUUCUCAUUAUAUUGUUUGCUUUCAGUUUUUCUCUCAAAUAAUUGUUUUGCUUGUUGUUCAUUAAUCCGAUUUCACGAAUAAAUACAAAGUUUGAUCAUUCCAUGGAUAAAAAUUCCUCCCUUGAUUGGAGGUCCGAGUUUUUCUCAAUAGGAGCUUUUGAUAAUCUUUUGUGCCUAUUUAUCAUUCUGUUAAAUAGUAUCAACUGUGGUGGCAUACAUUAGGCAGCUGGAUGUUCAUUUAAUUAUUUAGAAGCGUAACGAUUGACGAAUUAGUUGUCCAAUUGUGAUAAAAAUCAUCUGACUUAGGCAUUUUAUAGACGUCACUGCGUUCAUUAAUCUCAACCGUGUUUGCUUAUGCCAUGUGGUUCAUAUUCAUUGGACUAUACUGUUAGCAGUACGUUGAACUGUUUGAAUAAUGCCAUAUUUGUAUGUAAGAUUAAACUCUUGUGGUUAUAUACUCAUUGGCCAUUGUUUUUUGAUUUUAGAUGGCCUGAUGAUGCUAACAUAUCAUCAAAGUCUAUGGUUUUCCUGGGCUAUUUGCACCCCAUUUAUAUUGUUUUCAUAGUAAAGCUUAAAAAGCUGUUUUUAUAUUAGUGGGUUUACUUCAGUUGUUAUUUUUAUUGAGAUAUAAAAAUAAAGCUGAAAAAUGCGUCUAUCUGUCUCUUUGUCCAUUGGUUUUGAGUUAUCGUGGCUGAGCUGACCAUCGGACGAACUCAUGUUUCAAAAUUAAAUAAAAAAUCUGUGUUUUGAAUUUGCACGGAUGAAUGAUGCUGAACAUCAUAGGGAUCCAUCCAUCUUUCGAAAAAUAAAUAAAUAGAAAUAUUUUUUGCCAUUGCAUCGACAUUAAGCUGUCAUUUAUAUUCAUACAGAACAUUAUACAUUUUCAGCGCAGUUUAUCCAGCCACAUUUUAUCAUGCAUAGUGGCGCCGUGCUUUGUAAAUUAAUGUUUUGAAAUUUCCUGCUAUCUGAUUUGCACCAAAAAAAAAAAAAAGAGGAUAUCAUACUGCCUCUUAUCUUGGUUGUGUCUUCCUUUCCUUCUGCUCUCUCGUGGCGUCAUCUUCCACGGUGGGCCGCUACACUAUCAGUAUGGAUGUGACCCAGAACUUCAUCUGUGGCUUCUUUGCAGAUCCAAGCUUCUAUGCCUUGGCAUCUGGGCCGUACGGUGUGAUAUUUUCAUCCUUUGUGCCAUUCUAUUUUGACAUCCCCGUUUCCUCAAGGUUUCGGAUAUUUGGGGUUCGGCUGACUGACAAGUCAUUCAUAUACUUGGCCGGCCUUCAGGUUACUUAUUCUAGAGAAGAGGUUUCAAUCAGAGAGUUCUCCGUUGAUUUGCUAAUUGUUUCUAAUAAAGGGAAUCCUCCUCACCUGCAGCUUCUUCUAUCUUCCUGGAAACGAUCUCUUCUACCUGGUAUAUGUGGAAUCAUUGCUGGCUCCUUGUAUCGUUUCAAUGUGUUUGGCAUCCGGAGGAUAAAGGUUCUGUUUAAUCCUAUUCCCUCUGCUCCCCUGUAUAGAUUUAUUUAUUUAUUUAUUUAUUGGCUUGUGAUCUCCUUUUUUUCCUAUUUUUGGUUUGAUAAGCAGUAGGUUUCUUUCUCCCGGGUUCAAGAAUCAUUUUUAGAUGAUGAUGAUGAGAAUAUCACCUUUUGGGUUUAUUUUUAUUUUAUUUUAUUUUAUUUUGUAUUUCAUUUUAAAUGUUUAGAUUUAUAUUUUUUCAAAAAAUGGGAGUGCGAUGAUCUGGGUGAUUUUUUUAUGCUUCCCAUCAUAUGUGAACUUUAUUAUAAGAUAUUCUUGAGAUUUAACAUCUUUAUAAACAAGUGGGAAAGACUGAGAAGGCAGAAUGAAAACUUUCUUUUCUUUAAUUUUGGAGGUGGAAAAAUCCCUCUCUUUAAAUAGAAAAUAAUUAAUUGUUCCAAGGUCCAAGCUGUGAAUAAUUGGGGAAACGAGCCACUUUAGUGCAUGGUUUUCAGAUUAUUUUCUCGAUUGAAGAACAUAACUCCGGAAUUAACGUGGUUUUCUUUGGUCAUAGAAGCGAAGCCUCGUUGUAUUCAUUCGUUCAUUGGUAUCUUCAUGAUUUGAUUCUCUGCUAUGAAAUCUGAUUAGUUCAGAGUCAACGCAUCUGUUCUUCUGCUCAUGCGAAAUGGGUCUUCGCUUGGUCUUCAGUUCCCAGAAAUCGUGGCAUCGUUUUUCUCUCGGUUGACUUGGGCUUCUCCCGGCGGCUCUCCUCAUCCAUCUUCAAGCAGGAGCAUAGUGGGAAGCAUCCCUCCUCACUCAGGCAGACGAGCAGAGGCAAGUCUCUCUGCUUUCUUCUCCCCUCAUCAAUCCGCAAUGCUUGCUAUUUCUUCAUAUCAGUGGAAGCAGCUAACUCUCAGAUCUCUUCAGCUGUUCGUCUCCGAUUUUUAUUAAAAUAUAUGAUUUUAUUUUCCUUUUCUGGGCAUCAACAUCUCGCUGUCGUCUCCCCUUUUACUGAAGGAAGAACUGUGAAGAUUUGGUUCCUUUUCUUUUUUUUUUUCCUAGUAAUUCAUCUUUAUAUCUGAUGGAAAAUAUUUUUCAUUUUCUAUUCUGGCUCCAGAUAAAUUACCCUUCUGCCCCUCGCGCUCCAGUCCCCGAGCCACCCGAGGAGUCGGUCGCCACUCUGGUUUCCAUGGGCUUCGACACCAACUCCGCCCGGCAGGCGCUUGUGCAGGCGAGGAACGACCUCAACGCCGCCACAAAUAUUCUUCUUGAAGCUCACUCCCACUGA
This is a messenger RNA of Spirodela intermedia, 7880 nucleotides long. NCBI's taxonomy places the organism in Eukaryota, Viridiplantae, Streptophyta, Magnoliopsida, Alismatales, Araceae. The record is from the annotation of a GenBank genome assembly.